Molecule: messenger RNA, 4216 nt
Organism: Peromyscus eremicus (cactus mouse)
Lineage: Eukaryota; Metazoa; Chordata; Mammalia; Rodentia; Cricetidae
Gene: C14H14orf132
Product: chromosome 14 C14orf132 homolog
Exons: 2
Coding region: 1-603 (200 amino acids)
Source: RefSeq, a predicted model, not a curated record
AUGGCGAGAAAUCAGGGGUCCUGCUCGGCCCGCCCCCGGGGGUGGGGCUGGGAGUGGUCACGUGGAGGGGCGCCGCACCCGGGGUCUCCCGCCCACUCGGCGUCGGGAGCCGGAGCCCGGAGCCGCCAGCGAGGACGCCGCCGCGAGGGCUGGAAAGGCGCCGCCACGCCGGGGCUGCUGAGGUCACGGUCACCGGGGCCUGAGGGCACCUGCUCGCUCCUCCGCCCGCUCCCUGAAAGCUGUGCGGGUGGCUGGACCCGCAGCGGCGACGCCGACGACAGCAGCAGCAGCAGCAGCAGCGAGGACUGGAGCGCGGGCAGCCCCAGCAGCAGCCACGCCAGCAGCGACACCAUGGAUCUGUCUUUUAUGGCCGCGCAGUUGCCCAUGAUGGGAGGAGCAUUCAUGGACUCACCCAACGAGGACUUCAGUACGGAAUACUCCCUGUUCAGCUCCCCGGCCAACGUCCACGCAACCUCCAAUGGCCACGGCCAGCCAGAGGAGUCUCCUCGCUCCUCCAACGAUGCUGUUCUGCUAUGGAUUGCCAUCAUAGCAACAUUGGGGAACAUAGUGGUGGUAGGGGUGGUGUAUGCCUUCACCUUCUGAAGGCACAGGGAUGCUGAAGCUGCGGGGAAGCCCCUCUUGCACUGGACUCACGCGGCAAGGCUAUCCAUGUGGCUCCAUCUUGCUCCCGGCCACUGGAGACGCACCUGUGUUCUAGAUCUAGGCUUGAAUGGCCUCUGGAGGGGCAGCCACUUUGCAUCUGUGACUUCCCCCAGGCAGUUCUGAUUUAGAAUAUCCCAGUGUUGUGGUCGAGCUGAUGGAAGCAAUGCCUUGAAGUUGGUGCUUCCAGCCCCUAAAAGCUUGAUGGGCCAAGUCCUUCCAAUGACAGACUGAACAAUUCUUGAAGUUUCGGUCAGUCCUAGAACACAAGAACAGGUUGAGCAUCUUAUUUAAAAAAAAAAAAAAUGUAGACCUGGUUUGUUGACACUUGCCCAGCAGGCAAUUGUCACUUGGAUGUCUUAUUUUCUGCAGACUUAUUGAACCCAGUGUGUGGGUACUGGGACAAGAAGAACUCUCACCAGUUAGGACUCCCACCUUUUAAUUUUAUGUCCCACUGCUUGGAAUAUUGAUGGUGAUGUUGUAGGGUCAUAGAAUGUUGUGAAAUUGACUUACAGACAGUGCUUUGCCACCAGACACUUAGACCCUUGCAGGACCCAAGUGCAUCAGAAAACCCAAGGACUGGGAUGAAGGCUCUGAUCUUUUUAAAACAAGCAGAGGAUGCCUUCAAAAUUUAGAUCCCCCCAGGCAGUUAACCCUUCACUACCCAAGCAAAGUCACCCUCUCUUCUCCAAGGAUGUGUGGGAGUUAAAAAUGAAUUAGCCGUGUCCCUUCAUCAUUGGACAGAUGUCAUGGCAAAGGGACAUGAUGAUCCUGUGGUUAGAUAAUGAUGGAGUCGGAGCAGCAAGGCAUUCCCUAAUCUGGCUGAGUCUGGUCUCCACCCUAGCCAAGCUCUCUUUUGGGCUCAUCCCCACCUCAGCAACUGAGGCAGAGAUGGAAUCCCCAGGAGGUGUUCAAUGUGGGGACUUCCCAGGUCAUCCAGUGUCUAUGCUGUAAAAUGGUGUAUAGAUGCUGUGAUCUCCCUCACAGGUCUCAUUCCCCACAUCCAUCACUGUAUCCAGCCUACUUGUAAAUGCUUUGGCCCCAGGGGAAGCUGUUAGUAUUGAGAACUGGUCCAACCUCUGUAGCCAAGAAGUAGGGGCAUAGGGUGUCUGCUAAGAUGCCUAGGGUCAUCAGCAGGGCAGGAUGCUGGGCUGGCAGGUAGCUAUUGUGUGCUGGUAUUGGAAGUUGCCAGAUGUUUGCUCUGGCUUCCUGCCUCACUAGCAGGACCCUCCUCAUCACACCCCCAAGUCUUUCCCUAGAGCAAAAGGAGGGGCAUCCUCAUGAGAGAACCCAGGCAAGGGAUGGGGGCAGGAGUGUGCUGUGAUAUCUUCACAUGGCACCUCUUUCCCAGUGCUAUCUGAUUUACCCCAGGGGAGUAGCAGCCAGUGGUCCAUCCCCUACCUUGUCUCCAUGGAGACAGCAAGUUGAGGAGGGAUCGGUGCCUGCUGUGAUGAGAGAGGAAGGGACAGAAAUGAUGAGGACAGCUCCUAGUCUUGUAAAGUAUUGGCAUGUCAGUGCUUCGUAUGUACACACACACACACACACACACACACACACACACACACACAGUCAGUUAAACCCGUGUUGAUGUCUCUCCUGCUCUCCUGGGUCAGAGCCGCAGAUGGUCAUGAGCAUUGGAAGCCCCUUUUGUCCAUAUGGCAUCAACUGGUCCCAUUCUGUCCUUCUGUCCCUGCAGUUUCCUAUCCGAACUUCCUCACCACAGAUGACAGUGAGGAGUAAAUGAUGGGUUCCAGCCAGGGUGAACCACACUCUCCCUCCUGUCUCUGCUUCAUUCUGUCUUGGUCAUCAGGAAAGGGACAAACAGGCCUGAGCUCGGUGCUUGAGUACUGUGAACAGGCACGAUGCUAGAUUUCUGUGCACAGCCUUUGUCCCUCUGUCCCCUCACAACAGCAGUGCCCGAGUGUGCAAAAAGGAAGCCAGAGGCUCGGAGCAGUGGCAUAACUUUCCUGAGGCCACACAGCAUGGAAGUGAGGAUCUGGGAUUGGAACCUGGGAAGCUAGGUUCUUCAGCUGGCUCUCCCUGUGGCACUGUCCCGCCUUCUGAGGCUGAUGGCACCACGGAGGUACAUUUGAACUGGACUUGCAUCUUCAGAAGGUAUUUCCCAAGGUGUCACACUUUGGAAUGGUCUGGGCCAUCCUUGGGUCUCAGACCAUCAGAAUGGGGCAGCCUCGGCAUUGCCUAGACUCAAGAGGUGUGGUCCUUCCCCCACCCAUUCAAGAUUGACCUAGAGUCUCCAUGUAAGCCUCCAAGAAGGGUCCCCGAGGUGGGUUUCUUGGGUGCAUGUAGAAAGGGCCCCAAAGCCCUAAAAAGUUGCACAUUAGAAGGCUUCCAGUGGACAGCACUGAGGUCAGAGUGUGGGCCUCGCCUGUGUGGCAAGUUGACCUAAGCUGAGCUACAGUCUUUCUGUGAGCCCCAAAGCUCUCCCGAGCAGGGAAUGUGUAACUUCUUUGGGAUCCCAGCCAGAACCCCAUUGGCUUUGCCCUGGAUAAGGUGGACCCCAGAACCUCCUUACUUUGACAGGAAGGGCCUGGCCUUUUGUGUAGCUGGCCCUUGGAGAAGUACUGCAUUUUCUGGAAUGUCCUGUGGUCCAUGCAAUCCUAUUAGAGAGACUAAUGAGUCCCUUCCCUGCCCAGAGGGAGCCCUGUCGCUCCUUGCAUGAGUUUCUAGGGUCCCAGGGAGCGGGAAAGGGGGCAGGCCAGUGCCACACAGCCAGAGAGGCAGCAGGCCAGCCUCUUGGGUGGAUGUCUGCCAGCCCACCUUAGCAUUUAUCAGGAUCUGUCUGGGAGCCAGAGCCAUCCGGCUGCCUGUGUGCUCUGCGCACUCUGGUCCUCUCAUGCAGGAGCAUGGCUCCCCUUUGGGAUCAAUGGGUAGUGAAAUCUCUCCUGCUGCCUGUCCUCCUGACAGCUCAUAGACUCCCCAGGUCGGGGCCAGGGAGGAGCAGCUGGAGACUGAAUGGCACGUGUGUACCUGUACCAAGCCCCCCUACCCUCUAUCCCCAAUGACUACUCAGCGCAAGGUGUGGAGGAGAGCAUGCUGAGCUGGAGAGCCCAGAGAUGCAGGCAGAGGUGGAGCCACUCUAAGAAGCUCAGGGGAGUGAAUUACGAGCCCAGGGCACUCCCUGUGUCACCUCCUGGUAUCAGAGCUUGAGCAAGAAGUGUCAUGGGGGAGGGGAUGAACCACACAAACCACAGGGCUAAGGGUGAUGCACAUUACUACCAGGGUGACAAAACCCUGUCAUCAGUCAGGACAGAUGGGGGUACACAUGUUGUAAGUCUGAGUCAUUUCUCCUGGCUCGCUGUGGAUGUCACCGGUGGGUUUUGAUAGGAAAUAAAACCAGAGAGCUAGGAGAUUGCUCAGGGGGUACAUCAUGAGAACUCGAGUUCAGAUCCCCAGAAUCCACAUAAAAUAAGAGGUCUGGGCAUAGCGGUGCAUGUCUGUAAUCCCAGCACUGGAUCGUAGAGAUAGCAGGUCCAUGGGGCUCACGGGCCAGCUAUUCUAACCAAAAAGGUGAGCUCAGGUUCCAUGAGAGACCCUG